Messenger RNA from Electrophorus electricus (electric eel), 3632 nucleotides. RefSeq names its product G protein-coupled receptor 37b (gene gpr37b). The record is from RefSeq and is a predicted model, not a curated record. Gene Ontology annotation, molecular function: G protein-coupled peptide receptor activity; prosaposin receptor activity. Gene Ontology annotation, cellular component: signaling receptor complex; plasma membrane. Gene Ontology annotation, biological process: positive regulation of MAPK cascade; adenylate cyclase-inhibiting G protein-coupled receptor signaling pathway. NCBI's taxonomy places the organism in Eukaryota, Metazoa, Chordata, Actinopteri, Gymnotiformes, Gymnotidae.
AGCGCUGUGCGAGCUGCGAGCUGCGAGCUGCGAGCUGACGGAUUGGGUUUGACGGCUCGGGGUGAUCCGCGAGGGGACGACGCUCCGAGCCCCCACCGAGACGCAUGCUCUCCGUCGGAUCGCUCGUCCCCGCACUGGCCACGCGCCGCAUCGUCCCUGCGUCCGAGUUUCCACGCAGAACGAACGGAAUCGCAAAGAGCGCGCGGACGCUUCAGGUUGCCGCGCCCAAGGAGUGCAUGCAUGCAACAGUGUUCGCCGCGUGCAGCCGGUCUGGACCCAGCGCGUUCCAUCUGCAGUGAGGGGACUGUUUUCAGGCGACUGCAUUUUAAGGAAUAAUACGAUUUCACGGGAAAACGAGAUCACGAAGGGGAUACGUUACCAGGUUACCAGGUGAAGGCUCCCAGUUUGCUUCACGCCACACGAGGGGAUGUGAUUAUGAGAAGACGCGACGUCGUGUGCAUGAGAUUUCCAGGAAAGUUUGCGUCUAGGUCAUUUCUAAUGGCUCGCCCGUCUUCGUUUUGACACGGACGGUGUGGAGAGGGAUGUCGGUUUGCAGUGCAAUGGCGCGCGGCAUUACCCUCGCUUAACGUCUACGGCGCGAUCCACGGACACUGAAAAUGCAGGCUCUUGUUCUAAAAACAGUACUUUUCCUUGCGGGAUACGCGCACGUUCAGUGUCUUCAAGGCGUUGCUAAUGUACACACCAAAGAAACGGGCGGCCACCUCACCCUGACUCGUGCGUUUGAUCUGAUUAACGGUCACCUUUCGAGAACAUUCAGUGUCACGUUUUCUGCACGACGCCGACCUACAGGCCCAGCCGCAGAUGCCGUCGGGAUGCCUUUAGCCACCAAUAUGAGCACGAUGCCUUCAAAUGUGAGGACUGCAGCGCAUCUCCGUAAACAGUACGGACACAAAUCCGCUCUGCCAGGGAGGACUGACACGGCCACGCAGAGCGCAAACAGGCGCUCGCGGCGGCACGAGAGGGAAAAGUUGAACAGAGAGAUGCGUGCUGCCAUGGGAACAGCAGGUGGACACAAUAAGGCCAAGCCUGAUUCAAAAGGCAGACGAGGGGCGCACAAGAGACACCACAGGCGCAAAAGAGGCACAAAAGAACGCCACAAGAAAACCUUUAAGGCCGCAAGAAGGGGGAUGAAUACAGGUGGCGUUUCUCUGACACCACCCGAAACUUCUGCCAGUGCCCUGACCUCCUCGCUGGCCUUGUGGGAGCCGAUGCAGAAGCCGCUCGCGCUCACCGCCACGGACAUCCCCUUGGAUCUCACCAGACACGUCGAGUUCUACACCAAACACAUAGAUGACCCGUGGGGUGCGACACCCAUGACCCCUCCAUACCCAGAGGAUGAGGAGAACGAAUAUUUCCCCAACCCCUUCUACCCCGUGACCAGCGAGACCUACGGCGCUUACGCAAUCAUGUGUUUUUCAGUGCUUAUUUUUGUAGUGGGAACAAUUGGAAACAUUUCGAUAAUGUGCGUCGUGUGCCAUAACUACUACAUGAGGAGCAUCUCCAACGCACUCCUCGCUAACUUGGCCGUGUGGGACCUCGCGCUUCUCGUCUUCGGCCUUCCUCUCGUGGUCUUCCAUGAGCUGACCAAAACCUGGGUGCUGGGCCACUUCACAUGUAAAGUCAUCCCGUACAUCGAGGUGGCCUCGAUGGGUGUGACCACCUUCACCCUGUGCGCCCUCUGCAUUGACCGCUUCCGCGCUGCCACCAACGUCCAGAUGUACUACGAGAUGAUCGAGAACUGCACGUCCACGGCGGCCAAACUGGCGGUGAUCUGGAUCGGCGCCCUGCUGCUGGCCCUGCCCGAGCUCCUGAUCCGCCAGCUGGUGACGGAGGAGGGCGGAGAGGCAGAGGGCGGGACGUCCGACGAGCGCUGCCUGGUACGCAUCUCCACCUCACUACCGGACACGCUGUACGUGCUGGGCCUGACCUACGAGGGCGCACGCCUGUGGUGGUGCUUCGGCUGCUACUUCUGCCUGCCCACACUCUUCACCAUCGGCAGCUCGCUGGCCACCGCCCAACGCAUCCGGAGGGCGGAGCGCGGUUGUGCCCGCGGCAACAAGAAGCAGGUGCGCCUGGAGAGCCAGAUGAACUGCACGGUGGUGGCGCUGGCCACGGUGUACGGCGCGUGCGUGGUGCCCGAGAACGUCUGCAAUAUGGUGGCGGCCUACAUGGCAGCAGGCGUGGCACCGAGCACCAUGGCACUGCUACACCUGCUCAGCCAGCUGCUGCUGUUCGCGCGGGCAGCCGUCACGCCCGUGCUCCUGCUCUGCCUGUGCCGGCCAUUCGGCCGCGCGUUCCUCGACUGCUGUGGGAGCUGCAGGGGGGCCGCGCGCUCCUCCGCCGCCGCCAGCGACGACAACGAACACGAGUGCACCACCGAGCUGGAGCUCUCCCCCUUCAGCACCAUCCGCAGAGAGAUGUCCAACUACACGGCCACGGGGUCGCACUGCUGAGAACCACACCAGCCACACGCACCAGCCCCAGUGUGUGUGAGUGUGAGUGAGUGUGUGUGCGUGUGUGUGUGUGUUAAUGCCAACCAUGCCACAUUUUGUACUGUAAAAACAACAGCUUUCUAGUCUCACUUAAGUCAAUAGUCUGACCUCACAUCCACAUUGAAGGGACAUACCGUUAACAAGCUUGUAUGUAAUUAUGCUUUUGUAUUCUCACCUUUAAUAUGUGUGUGUUCAGGAAGUAGUGAGUGAGUUUGAUAUUGCAUACAGAUGUUUGCACUGCCAACGACGUUAGCUGUCCUCACGCUGUCCUCAUAGGUCCUGUCACAGGAAGUGCCCCUGCUUUUCUAGGAUCUUUCUAUAGAUGUGUGUUCUGUGCCGUGACCUUUCUCUUGAUGAAAGUGAUUCUUGUAAAUCUGUCUGUGUGAGGAACUUGGCUUAUCUCCAAGAAUCUAUAUGUGUCUGAUAGCAAAAUACCAGAUUCCCAUGUAAUGCUCAGUGUAGUUAAUGGUUUCUAAGUCUCAUUUUUAUAUAACAAAAAAAAACAACUCUUUAAUAAACGGACGGGUUUGCUGGGACAGUGGCAAACCGGCGUAUUAAAAUGCAAAUGUGUCCCUUUUUUCAAUCUACCCAGGUCAAGUCAGUGGAGAAGAUGUUGAGUUUUCGAUCCGCUGAAUGAAGUCUUGUGUGUUAAUGAAAACUAUAUCUACAUAUAAAGUUCUUCAUGGGAACAGAACAGAACAAAAGAACCAGUUUAGCCUGAUUUUCUUGUUGUUUUGUUUGUCUUCAUUUUAUUUUUGCUUUUCUCUGCUUUCUAACUGAAGACAGGCAGAUGUGUCACUGCCUUGUGAAUGUCUGUUUCAGUCGUGAUAAGGCAAAUCGAGUCUUUAUUCAUGUAAUUGUGUUAGCUGUCAGACGGCGUGCUGUACCGCUCGCGAGGAGAGUCCCGCUCUAUGUUCUCCCAUCUCCCUCUGUAGAUCCUGGAUGUCACUCCGCCUGUACGAUGCUAUUUUUGGCUGCUUCGUAGGAAGGAGAGAAGAGAUCGUGACAGACAGGGACAUUGUUCAGUUCUGCCGUGAUCUACACUCAGACUCAGACACUGGGAAAGUUCGUUUGAUAGGUGGCCUAACCUCAAAACCCCAACCCUAACCCAUACACCCU